AUGACUUUUAAUUCUUCCACAGGACAAUUGAUAAAUUUAUCACAUAAUCAUAAUUCACACAACGAGAAUCGUAAUUUUCGAAUAAAUUCAGUACUUGGAUUACCAAACUUACUAGGGUUACAAUCAAAUAAUUUACCAAUAUCUCAUUCGAUACAUAAUUCACGUUUAGAUUCACAAUCUAGUUUAACCAUGUCCACAGCAGCGAUGAAUCCAACUACAGUCACAGAUUUCUAUGGUCAGCGAAAUCAACAAUCCAUGAAAUUACCUAUACCACCAUGGUUAACUAAUAACGAAUGGGAUAAGAAACAUUAUGCUGAUCUAAUAUGUAAUUUCAAAUCUCCAUCAAAUUUAAGUGACAAUUUAGUAGAAGCGAACAGAAAUAAUCACAGUUUAUCUGAAUCAUCGUUUGAAGAUACAAAUGAACAUGAUCAAACACAUUCUCUUUUCAAGUGUCUUAAAAAUACGACUGAGUCAACUGGAUCCACUGUUUCAUCGAUGAUUGGCAAUACAAACAAUUCAACACCAGUGUCAUCUACGGCAACACAAAAAACUAAUUCAUCAUUUUCUCCUAGUCGUUUUUUAACUUUAGAUUCAAAUCAACAAAAUCAGGAAAGUACAGGAGAUAAUCACCAGUUGUCGGGCUCUCUAACUACAACCAUGAAUACAAUAACUACUUCUACAGGAGCUUCAUCUAUUCUAAAUGAUGUUCAUAGUAUGAAAAUGAAUUAUUCUCAAUCGGUUAUAGCAAUGGCAGCAAUGGCUGCGGCAGCAUUAGCUACAAACAAUUUUAAAAUGUCAUCAACAUCAUCACCAUGUAAUUCAUUGAUCAAUGGGAUGAAUAUUGGCAGUUGUAUAAACAAUGGUAGUAAUAAUAUUAAUAAUAGUAUUGAUAACAUAAAUAAUAAUACACCAGAUAUUAACUCAAUUAUGAAUGCUGUAGCGUCUGUUAUGGGAUCACAUCUAUUAUACAACAAUAGUAAUGUUAGUAGUAAUAAUAGUAAUAGUAAUCAUAAUGGUAACAACAGUAUGAGUAGUAUGAACAGUCACUCAAUAAAUAAUUGGAAAGCAGACACUUUACAGGUGAUAAAAGAUAAAGAUACAAAGAAAAACAGCAGUAAUACAUCGCCAUCAUCAUCGUCAUCAUUACCAACCAAUUUCAAAUCAUGUCCAAAUCCAUUAUUGUUGCAACCAAAUUUCAGUCAUCAACUUAACAUGGACUCAUCAAAUUUAUUACUGUCAUCAACAUCUCCUACGUCAUCAACGGGAGCGACAACAUCGUCAGAAACAAGUGGAAUCCGACCAGAAGUAGAAUUAAUUGAUAAGUCAUUAUGGGAUAAAUUUCACUGUCAUGGUACCGAAAUGGUGAUCACUAAAAGUGGAAGACGAAUGUUUCCACCAUUUAAAGUGAAAAUUACUGGUUUAGAAAAACGUGCUAAAUAUAUUGUUUUAAUGGAUAUUGUAGCAUUGGAUGAUUGUCGAUAUAAAUUUCAAAAUAAUUUAUGGACAGUUGCAGGAAAAGCUGAUCCUGAAAUGCCUAAACGUAUGUAUAUUCACCCAGAUUCUCCAUCAACUGGUGAACAAUGGAUGCAAAAAAUUAUCUCUUUUCAUAAACUUAAAUUAACCAAUAAUAUUUCUGAUAAACAUGGUUACACAAUACUAAAUUCAAUGCAUAAAUAUCAACCAAGAUUUCAUUUAGUACGAGCUAAUGAUAUAUUAAGAUUACCAUAUUCAAAAUUUCAUACUUAUACAUUUAAAGAAACUCAAUUCUUAGCAGUUACUGCUUAUCAAAAUGAAAAGAUAACACAAUUGAAAAUAGACAAUAAUCCAUUCGCUAAAGGAUUUCGUGAAUCUGGUGGAGGGAGACGUGAUAAAAAGCGAUUAGAUAAUUUAAAAUAUCCAAAUCGACCAAUCAUUCAUAAUUGUGAUGAUGAUCAAAAAAAUGGAACACAUGAAAUUUAUGAAAGUCCUAAUAAUACAUCAUCCGAUACAGAAAAUGAACAUGAAUUUGAUGAUUUGGAUAUGCAUUUACCUUCACAAUUUAAUGAUAAACAUAAUUUAUCCAUGAAAAAAUUAUUACCAUUACAUAUGAAUAGAACAGAAUCAAAAUCUGUUAAACAUUCUAAUAAACGUAAUGGAUCGAAAGGAUUAGUUGAUUUUACUGGUCGAGUUGGAAAAAUACGUCGAACACAUCAACAUAAUCAAUACUUUUAUUCUUCUAAUGAUAAUAUCUAUACAACAGAUUUCUCCGUAAAUAAUGAACAUAAUUUAUAUUAUCCAAAAGGUAUCGACUCAAAACAACAUCAUUCAUCAUCAAUGUUUUUAUGUCCAUCUACAUUAAAAAAUAAAAAUAAUCUAUGUUCUUCACCUUAUACAGAUUUAAAAUGUAAUUCUUUAGGCAAUUUUUCUAAACUCAAUGAAAUUCCACCAAAUGUAACAGUUAUUUCAAGUGAAUCAAUUGGAUAUUUUAAUCAUCCUACUAUUAAUCAACAUACAAUUAUAAAUCAUGAAAAUGCUAAUUAUUUAUCACAAUCUGAAAAAGUUAUUGAUCCGGAAAAAAUUGGAUCAUCUACUCAUACUACUACUACUACUACUACUAAUAAUAAUAAUAAUAUUAAUAUUAACAAACAGUUCAUUUCUAGUCCAUUGAAUAAAUUUCUUUCAAAUUGGACAAAUCAUUUUACAUCACAAUUAAUUCAAAAUCAAUUGGUCGAUCAAAAAUCAUCCAAUUAUUCAGUUUCAUCUGAUUCAUCUUUACCACAGUCAUUCUCAUUAGCAACAACAUCAACAAUACAAAAUUCUUUUCAAAAUUCAAUAAAUUCAAUGCAAUAUUUACAACAAUCCAAUGAAUCAAUGAAUAGAUCACAUUUUAAUUCUAUGAAUCCAUUGUCAAAUUAUACCGCAAAUUUAGCUAUUUACAUGCAACAAUACCCACAAUUUCUAUCACAUAUUUUAUCGUUAUUUCAUCAGAAUUCAUUUCCUUUAGAUACAUCUCAUAGAAAUUAUGUAACUACAUCAAGUCCACAAUUAAAUGAUAAUAAUAUUGUUACAACUAAUCAUUAUGCAAUAAAUCCUAAUUAUAAUUCUACUAUAACUAGUAAAAACAAUAACAAUGAUACUACUUCAUGUAAUAUUGAUGUUAUGAAUGACGAUGUCGAUAUAAUCAUGUCUAAAUCGAAAUUAAAUUCAGAACAACGAUCCCCCGAUUUCUCUAUUGAUGCUCUAACUAGUUUACAACAAAAUUCUAGAUCACCAAAAUUAAUAAAUCAAUCCGUCCCAUCAUCCUCUUCAUCAUCAUCACCAUCACCAUCUUCAUCAACAUCACCCUUUUCUUCGCAUGUAAUUAUCAGUGAAUCAUUGUCUGUGCAGUCAAUCGAUUCAGAUGAUCAGUCAGUUUAUAAACAACUGGGAAGUGAUUCCAUUAAUAAAAUAUCUACAGAGAAAAAGAAUAAAAGAUAAUAAAAAAUUUUUCAGUAAACAAUAACAAUAACAUCAUCAUCGUGAAUAAUAAACAUGAAUUAUAGUUGUUUCUUUGAAUCAUAUGGUCAUUUUAGCUUAUUGUUCAAUGGAUCUAAUAUAAAUGUAUUUAUACAUACAUAAGAGAUGAUAAGAAAAAAACAAACAUGAAUUCUGUGAUUAAAUUACAAAUUUUAAUGCCCAAUCUAUACAUAAUCUUAAUUAAAAUAAAUUGUACUGUAUAUUUUAUUCUUAUCUAAUACAAAAACACACAUACACAACAAAUCUCCAUGACUAUUGUAUAAUUCAGUGAUAUUUAACUUCAUUAUAAUCAUAUUCAGAGUUGUAUUUAUAAUGAUAAUGAUAAUGUUCACAUUAGACUAUAAAUUGUAACAGAACCUAUUCACUGUGAGUAGAAUCAGUUAGAAUUGAUUACACUGAUUUUCCCUUAAAAUAGAAAGAAUACAAAAUAUAGAGAAAAAAGAAUGAGAGAAAAGAAAUAGUCAUAAUAAUAGCAAUAAAACAAACAAAACGAAAUUGAUUCAAACUGUUAUCAUUCCAUUUAUUUACCAGAAUAUUGCAUCAUAUUACUAAAAUAGCAAAUAUAUACACUGAUAAAUUUUUACAUUCGGUGAAAUAUAUAAUUUAUUAGUUAUGCGUAUAUCAUCCACGUGUGUGUAAUGCAUAAAAUUAAAUGUACAGUCAAUAAAUACAUUCCGUCUUAUGGUUGAUUCUAUUAUUACUGGGUUUUUUUCGUGGUUGUUAUCGUCAAUACUACUUAUUAUCAUGCAAUAGAAAACAUUCAAAUCAACUAGUUAGUUUACAAAGUUAAUCUACUUAAGUAUUUAUUCAGUAGUUUGAUUGCAUGAUAACAGUAUCCGUUAACGAUAUAUUGAAAAUUGUAUAUUGUCUAGUAAUAAUAAUACAAAUGAUGUAAUAAUGUCAGGCAUUAUUUGAUUUAUUUAACUGAUAAGCUUUUUAAUGUCUAUCAAUUCGUUUGUUUUUUUAUUUGCUUUUUCUUUCAAACAUACUCUUCUUCAAUAAAAGAUAUCUUGAGUGGUAGUAUUCUACAGUUGACAUUCCUAUGAUUAGUUUUUAUUUCAAAUUUUGAUUGUGUUUUAAUUAUGUUCUUCUGACUUGACCAUUUUGUAUUUAUUAUACUAAAUGAUUGGAGAACGGAAUGAGAGAUAACUUCUUUCUAAUAAAAAAAAACCAAAACAUUUUUAUUUUCCAUUCAGACAUUUAGAACUUUCAUAAUAACAUGAUAUGUAUAAGCAUGUAAUGUACUUAUGAAUAUUGCUAUGGUUUUUCAUUUCCC
This is a messenger RNA of Schistosoma haematobium, 4771 nucleotides long. Its product is annotated as T-box transcription factor tbx3. Gene Ontology annotation, biological process: regulation of transcription by RNA polymerase II; positive regulation of DNA-templated transcription; cell fate specification. Gene Ontology annotation, cellular component: nucleus. The coding region runs from base 1 to 3456 and encodes 1151 amino acids. The transcript has 6 exons. Gene Ontology annotation, molecular function: DNA-binding transcription factor activity, RNA polymerase II-specific; RNA polymerase II cis-regulatory region sequence-specific DNA binding. The record is from RefSeq and is a predicted model, not a curated record. NCBI's taxonomy places the organism in Eukaryota, Metazoa, Platyhelminthes, Trematoda, Strigeidida, Schistosomatidae.